AUGGAAACUCUCGAACAAACUUACGUAGCGUGGCGUGGAAAAUAUUUGCGCACGUACCAAGAUGGCUUUUAUAUUUACUACAAGGAACCAAGCGAGAAUGUACCCGAGAUGACAUGUUCCGAAGCUCACGGCUACGGCAUGCUCAUAUCGGUGCUCAAACGCAACCAGAUGGACUUUGAUGGUCUUUGUCGCUAUUAUUUACGUUGGCGCAAUCACAAAGGAUUAAUGCAAUGGCAACAAAAAUCCACUCGUUCUGGCGAGUUUGUUCCUGGUGAUGAAGGUGGUCAAAAUUGUGCAACCGAUGGCGAUGUGGAUAUUGCUACUGCUCUCUUUCUUGCAGCCAAAGUGUGGGGUCGAGGAGGUGCACAAGGCGAGCUUGAUUAUCGUGCAAUGGCAACUGAACUAGCAGCAGCCGUGUGGCAACAUUGCAUUAACCACGAAACAUACAUGCCCCUGAUUGGUGAUUGGGCAGAUCCUGGAGACGAUGCGUAUCUAUUGACACGACCCAGUGAUUUCAUUUUAAGUGGUUUCCUUGUCUUUUAUCAGGAAGAUUCAGCACGACAACAACAAUGGGCCAAUGUCAUGAAUGCUAUUAUCAAUACCACUCAGGGCCAGCUUAGCAUGAAUCCCCAAACUGGCCUUAUUGCCGAUUUCUUAAAGAUGGAUCCUAACAGCAAAUUGUAUUACCCAGCACGUGGUGAAGUCUUGGAAAGUGAACAUGAUGGUGAUUGGAAUUGGAAUUCAUGCCGUGUGCCUUGGCGUCUAGGUCAUUAUUACAUGCUCACACGGGAUGAUCGUAUUCGAGGUGUACUCGAGACACAAGCCCAAUUCUUUGCCGGUCAAUUAGCACAACGAGGUGUUUGCGGUGAUGGUGAUUGUGGUGUUCGUGCUGGAUAUCAUUUGAAUGGCCAAUGCUAUGCUGACUAUACCGACAUGGCAUUUGUUGCACCUGUCAGCUUUUUGUUUUGGGUGCUUGGUUGGCAAAACCAGCUUGGCCAUGUGCUCCAGGAUAUGAAUGGCAUUCAAGAACGCACCUAUUUUGGAGAAAGCAUUGCCAUGAUGUGUGUCUUGAUGGCCACAGUCCCUUAUUAA
Messenger RNA from Lichtheimia ornata, 1092 nucleotides. RefSeq lists its product as uncharacterized. Gene Ontology annotation, molecular function: hydrolase activity, hydrolyzing O-glycosyl compounds. NCBI's taxonomy places the organism in Eukaryota, Fungi, Mucoromycota, Mucoromycetes, Mucorales, Lichtheimiaceae. Bases 1 to 1092 code for a protein of 363 amino acids. The transcript has 7 exons. The record is from RefSeq and is a predicted model, not a curated record. Gene Ontology annotation, biological process: carbohydrate metabolic process.